GUCAUCUACCAUCUUCCCAUCUUCAGACGGUCAGUACGUUUAAGUAUGAAUCAUGAAUAUCCGUACGAACGUCCUGCAAAAAAGAGACGCUUCUUCGUUGACGAUAACGACAUCGCUCCUCCAGAAACGAGAGAAACUGCCCGCGACACGCUUGUGCCUCAAACCGCGUUAAAAGAACCUGGCCCCUUUCUGACUACGCUGGAAUCCGCAGACGAUGAAAAGGGUGACCAUGUUGAAGAGAAGCGAAAUCAUCAGCCACAUGUGAGAGCUCUGGAAAAUUUGGCCACAAAGUUCCCACAUGCAGAGUCAUACAUUAUCAGCAAUGGAGGACCUCCCGGGAAGUCCAGUAACAAUAUAAUCCUAGGUACGGAACGUCUACCGCUCAUGGAAGAACAGAAUGGUUCAUGCCAGGAAUUAGACGGUCUGAAAGAAGCCACCCCGCAGAAAUCGAUGACAACGACGCCUGUUUAUCCUACUCCUGAGCGGGAAAGAGAUAAUGUGGAGAAACAAGUACAGCGAGUAUCAGUAAAAGAGGAUGAUUACAAUGGGUUUGACAUAGAUCUCUUCAACAAUAUAAUUGGGGAGCAACUGCCCCUGGACACGGUGGACAAAAUUCGCACUGCUGCCUCGAAUGAUGUGGAGAAGGCCGUCAACAUCUAUUUCGAUGGAUCGUGGAGGGCGCCGACUAGGAUGAAUACUGUUUCGAACAUCUCAAAAGCUUGUCGUCGCCAGCCUCAAACAGCCUCGGUUGAGCAGUUGACGACGUCGUCGACUCCGCACGAUGGCCAGGCCCCUGCCUCCCAGCCCUCAGCAAGGUAUGUCGGUGCCUUCGGCGUAGGAGCAUGGGCUACCAGAAGUGGUACCGGCUUAAUCACACACGGCGAGCAUGUCAAAAUUGAGCGUUCUCGGGCACAGCCAAUCCUGAAACGUAGUCGUGGGGCCAAUCACAAAGAGGAUAUUCUAACUCGUUUUACAAAUAAACGGCAUCAAGAGGUAGGAAGACUACCUCGUGAAACGGCUGAAUGGGUGUCUACGCUCAUUGACCAAAGAAUUUGCCGAUUCGAAGGUAUCUGUGUGUUCGCACCUGACAGGCUUCGGGUAAAUGAUACGGUUUAUUUGCAGCUACGGUGUUACCUGCUGAAAGAUGCCUUUCAGCCUCAUUUUCUGAAAGUCUCUCCUGACGACAACAGAGUAGCUGGUCUAUUUGAAGAAACAGAAAGCGAAGAAGAGAAAAACUUGCGUCUCCGCCAGGUUGCACUUGUGAAGCUCUUCGAUGAAAUCGGACUCAAACCCACGUCGACUAAUGAAAUGACCAGCAAGCAUAAAAAUGAGGGGAUUCUCCGCGCGGCUGAAAUGGCGGAGCAGUAUGACAGGGUGAAAAAGGAGAAAUAUAAAGCCGUUAAGAAUACCAAUGACUCUUCCGAGGAGGAUGAGUCCCAAGAACUAGAGGAAGAUCAACUCGACACAAUCUACAAGAAGGCUCAGUCCUUUGACUUUAACACUCCGGAGACAGAUCCAGCCCCAACGUUUACUUUGGAAUUGCGGAAGUAUCAAAAACAAGCACUCCAUUGGAUGCUUGCAAAAGAGCUGGACAAGAAACUGGACCGUGACAGGUCCAUCCACCCGCUUUGGGAAGAGUACAUUUGGCCUUUAAAAGAUGUUGAUGACAAUGCUCUCCCAGUUAUCCAGGGACUGGAACAUUUUUAUGUCAACCCUUACUCAGGGGAGCUCAGCUUGGACUUCCCUGUCCAGGAUCAGCAUUGUCUUGGUGGUAUUUUGGCGGAUGAGAUGGGACUUGGUAAGACUAUCGAAAUGAUGAGUCUUAUCCACUCUCAUAGAAUUCAGCCUGGUCAUCAGGGAGAACCGCCUUUUGUCAAUAGCAAUGUAUCCGGAGCCCCCAACCCUCGAUCUAAUGUGGUCCCUGCCCCUUAUACCACUCUUGUCGUUGCUCCUAUGUCCCUUCUCUCUCAAUGGGAGAGUGAGGCUAUGAGAGCUUCACAGCCCGGGACAAUGAAGGUUCUUGUGUAUUAUGGCGCUGACAAAGCUGUCAAUCUACGCAAUCUCUGCGCCGAUGCUUCUGCUCCCACAGUUAUUAUAACCAGUUACGGGGUCGCUCUAUCCGAAUUUCGCUCGGUUUCAGCGUCUGGAAAUCCUAGCGGCCUAUUCUCUGUGGAAUUCUUUCGAGUCAUACUUGACGAAGCCCAUUCGAUUAAGAACCGAACCUCAAAGUCAGCCAAGGCAUGUUAUGAACUCAGGGCUAGACAUCGAUGGGUCCUUACUGGAACACCUAUUGUCAACCGCCUAGAGGACUUGUUCAGUCUGGUGCGAUUCCUCAAAGUUGAGCCGUGGAACAACUUUUCGUACUGGAAGACAUUCAUCACAGUGCCUUUUGAAUCUAAGGACUAUGUCCGCGCACUGAAUGUCGUACAGACGGUUCUCGAACCUCUCGUGCUUCGACGUACGAAGACGAUGAAAACCCCCGACGGCGAACCUCUCGUGCCAUUGCCACCACGAUCCAUCAGUAUCCAAGAAGUGGAGCUCUCUACACAUGAACGGGAGAUCUACGACUUGAUUUACACACGAGCUAGACAGACGUUCAAUAGUAACGUCGAAGCUGGGACGCUACUGAAGUCUUUCACUACUAUUUUUGCUCAAAUUCUUCGCCUCCGCCAGACCUGUUGUCAUCCUAUUCUCGCACGUAAUAAAGCAAUAGUCGCCGAUGAAGAGGAUAUCGCUGCAGCGACGGAUGCCGCAGCCGAGUUCAAGGACGACAUGGACUUACAAGAGCUCAUUGAUCGCUUCACUGCUGCCACUGAGGAUGCAGAUGCAGAGCAGAAGCAGGAUUCUGCAACGAAAUUUUCAGCCUAUGCGCUAAAGCAGAUUCAGAAUGAGUCUAGCAGAGAAUGCCCUAUCUGCACUGAGGAGCCCAUGAUUGACCCUGCCGUAACGACUUGCUGGCAUAGUGCAUGUAAGAAAUGCUUGGAAGACUAUAUCCGCCACCAGAGCGAUAAAGGAGAGUCCCCUCGCUGCUUCUCCUGUCGAGCAUCAAUCAAUUCAAGAGAUAUCUUUGAGGUUGUCCACCAUAGUUUGUCCGACUCUUCACCUCAGGAUGAUCUAUAUAACAAUACUCCUUCAACGUCUUCCCAGCCGGCGCCCAAGAUCUCCCUUCGGCGAAUCAACCCCCUCUCUCCAUCCGCGCGCACCUCGGCAAAAAUUCAUGCACUAAUCGAUCACCUCCAACGCGUCCCUCCCAAUACGAAAUCAGUGGUCUUCUCUCAAUUCACGGCAUUUCUCGAUCUCAUUGGUCCCCAAUUAACGAAGGCGGGUAUCCCUCAUCUUCGUCUCGAUGGGACAAUGGCCCAAAAAGCCAGAGCCGAAGUCCUCGCCCAGUUCAGCAAGACAGCCGAUUCAUACGAACAGGAAGAGGACGUCAAUGGGGAAGAAGACCUUGUUAAUUCUUCCUCCUCCCAUCCGAAAAUUACGCCUGACAGAAACUCCAAUAGUAAUGGCAAUGGGACGGCGCGGAGAAGCCAAGUCCCAAAUGUCCUCCUCAUCAGUCUCCGCGCAGGCGGUGUCGGUCUCAACCUCACUGCGGCAAGUAAUGUGUACAUGAUGGAUCCAUGGUGGAGUUUCGCUGUAGAAGCUCAAGCUAUCGACCGCGUGCAUCGGAUGGGUCAGCUACGUGACGUGUCUGUGACACGUUUUGUCGUCAAGGAUUCCAUCGAGGGUCGGAUGCUACGGGUGCAGGAGCGGAAACUGAAUAUUGCUGGAUCCUUGGGACUCCGGGUCGGCGGAGAUGGAAAUGAUGAAGAGAAGAGGAAAGAAAGGAUUGAAGAGUUGAAGUUAUUGUUUGAAUAG
Messenger RNA from Monascus purpureus, 3858 nucleotides. NCBI's taxonomy places the organism in Eukaryota, Fungi, Ascomycota, Eurotiomycetes, Eurotiales, Aspergillaceae. The record is from the annotation of a GenBank genome assembly.